UGUAAAUCUGGACAGUAAUGCCCCGCCGAUAAUUCACGAGGCCCUGUAAAAAGUCGACAUUUAAGUGCCCCGGGUCCACAAAUCAGCGGCACCAAAUUAUGAGUUCGCUCGACUUCUCCAACCCGCUGUUUUCCAAAUACCAGCAAGUCGCUGCGAGCUGCUCCGCUGCUGCUAUUCUCUUCACAGAUCCUCCAACUUCUCCCUUCCCGACUUCCUCUGCUGCUCCUGCCGUGUCUUCGUGCGCCCUCGUGUCCAGGGGAUAUCACCUCCAUGUCUCCAGCGGGAGACACGGCAGCAGGGAGCUCCCUCCACCUCUUUCCCCCCUUUCUGCAUCUCCUUCCUCCUCCUCUCCCCCCCACCCCUCUUCCUCCUCCUCGUCGUUCUGUUUUUCCCCUUCGGGACUGAACCGGAGCAGCGGGAGUAUCCAGAACACUGCGCACAAUUUCAACCCUGCUGAAGUGCGCACAGGAGGUGUUUAUAGCGCGGCAGGAGCCAGGCCGCUGAGCUCCUCUCUGCAGGGGUUCCCCGGUCCGCCUCAGCUCCGCUCGCUGACCGGGGUCCCUGAGCAGUCCUACACGGGACAGAGUUGCCCAAAGCAGCAGCAGCAGCAGCAGCAGCGGAGGUUAAACGAGGAGGAGCUACGGAUUUACCCCUGGAUGAGAAGCUCAGGUGCCGACAGAAGGCGCGGGCGGCAGACGUACACCCGUUAUCAGACGCUCGAGCUGGAGAAGGAGUUUCACUUCAACCGGUACCUCACGCGGCGGCGGCGGAUCGAGGUGGCGCACGUGCUCUGCCUCACGGAGCGGCAGAUCAAGAUCUGGUUCCAGAACCGGAGGAUGAAGUGGAAGAAGGAGAACAGAAUGACCGGGAGCGGCUCUACAACAGCACCUUUACCUGCUGCUGGAGAUGAUGGUGAUGGUGAGGAGGAGGAAGAGGAGGAGGAGGAGGAGGAGGAGGGAUAA
This is a messenger RNA of Centropristis striata (black sea bass), 962 nucleotides long. It is a transcript of the gene hoxb7a, whose product is annotated as homeobox B7a. Gene Ontology annotation, molecular function: DNA-binding transcription factor activity, RNA polymerase II-specific; RNA polymerase II cis-regulatory region sequence-specific DNA binding. Gene Ontology annotation, cellular component: nucleus. The record is from RefSeq and is a predicted model, not a curated record. The transcript has 2 exons. Gene Ontology annotation, biological process: anterior/posterior pattern specification; regulation of transcription by RNA polymerase II. NCBI's taxonomy places the organism in Eukaryota, Metazoa, Chordata, Actinopteri, Perciformes, Serranidae. Bases 99 to 962 code for a protein of 287 amino acids.